Molecule: messenger RNA, 852 nt
Organism: Selaginella moellendorffii
Lineage: Eukaryota; Viridiplantae; Streptophyta; Lycopodiopsida; Selaginellales; Selaginellaceae
Product: tropomyosin-1, isoforms 33/34-like
Exons: 3
Coding region: 1-588 (195 amino acids)
Cellular component (GO): axoneme
Molecular function (GO): microtubule binding; beta-tubulin binding
Source: RefSeq, a predicted model, not a curated record
AUGUAUGCAUGCCGUGAUCUGGCCAUGGCAGCUCCCGCCGCUGCUUUCGCAAGCAGCAAAUGGAACGCUCACGCAGACGCUCAGACUUGCGUGUUUCGAUUUCUUGAGAUACCCGAACCCAAGUAUCCGCCAACGUUUGACAAGAGCAAGAAUGUGCUACACGUCCUGUACAAGCAGAAAGGGAACGCUCUUCUCAACUUGACCGAGUUUAAAUCCCCAGAAUACAAAGAAGAGUUUACGACAGAGUACCAUGCGAGCUUGCUCGUUACUCUGCGCAGCAAAUUCUCGGACGAGUCGAUCGAGAAGAUGGAGCAGGGUUGCCCAGGAUACACGGAAACUUUAAAAGAUCUAGCCUACGCUUUGAAGCUCUUCAGUGCUGGCGAGCCACUCCCUCCGCCGCCGCCACCGCCAGAGCCAGAAGUGGUGCCAGCUCCCGAAGCAUCAACGUCGGAAGCUCAGCCGGGCGAAGGCACUGCUCAAGAUGGUGAAGCAGCUCCACCGGCGACGGGAGAAGCUCCAGCAUCCCCGGUAGCGUCUCCUGUAGCCGCAGAAGCUCCGGCAUCUCCAACUCCAGCUCCAUCUGGCUAGACACAAAGAAAAGAACCAGGCUAAUGAAACGUGGAAUUCCUUGGUUUCUAUCAUCAUCACAGCAGCAUCACCACCUCUGUUCUCGCGCUCAUCCUCGCGGACUAUCAUUGUGAGGAGGGGAGCAAAAGGUGGCAGGGGUUUUCCAAGUGAGAUUCAAGAGUUUUGUGGUUUUAAACAUGCCUUUUUAGUUCACAACUAAAGCUUCCAUAUGUUGAUGUUCUUCCACCUGGAUUCCAUAUACUCACUAGCAUUGUUCUGUGUGUA